Molecule: messenger RNA, 1224 nt
Organism: Carcharodon carcharias (great white shark)
Lineage: Eukaryota; Metazoa; Chordata; Chondrichthyes; Lamniformes; Lamnidae
Gene: galr2b
Product: galanin receptor 2b
Exons: 3
Coding region: 106-1224 (372 amino acids)
Biological process (GO): G protein-coupled receptor signaling pathway
Cellular component (GO): membrane
Molecular function (GO): G protein-coupled receptor activity
Source: RefSeq, a predicted model, not a curated record
UGGGGGCUCGGUAACUUGCUGUUUUCUAUCGAAACCUCCUUCCGGGUUCCGAGCGGAAUCCUGGGGACCUCUGAUGUUAAUAUCCUGCUCACUACACCUGCCUAUAUGACUGAUGAUGACAGCAUGAUGUCUGGGCACUGGAAUUCCUCUGAAAACUAUCAGCUGAACCCGGCCAGUGUCAUCGUGCCCAUUGUAUUCUCCCUAAUCUUCCUGCUAGGGACAGUUGGGAACAGCCUGGUCCUCGCCGUGUUGUUCAGAAAUGGCCAGAUGGGGCACAACACAACCAACUUAUUCAUCCUCAACCUGAGCGUGGCCGAUUUCUUCUUCAUCAUAUUUUGUGUCCCGUUUCAAGCCACUAUCUACACACUGGAAGGCUGGGUCUUUGGGUCUUUCAUGUGCAAGGCUGUCCAUUUCUUCAUUUACCUGGCAAUGUAUGCGAGCAGCUUCACCCUGGCCGCCGUUUCAGUCGACAGAUACCUGGCCAUCCGAUAUCCUCUCCGAUCACGGGAGCUUCGGACUCCCUGCAACGCAAUUACAGUCAUGGUGGUGAUAUGGGGACUCUCCAUCGUCUUUGCUGGGCCCUACCUGAGCUACUAUGACCUCAUCCCAUACGAGUGGUUUUACAUCUGCAUGCCAGCGUGGCAGGAGCCAAAGAGGAAAAUCAUGGACACGUCCACUUUCAUAUUUGGAUAUAUAGUCCCGGUUGCAGUUAUAAGCUUGUCCUAUGCCAGGACGAUCAAGUUUCUCUGGACAGCAGUGGACCCAAUAGAGGACAUAUCUGAGUCCAAAAAAUCCAAGAGGAAGGUGACGAAGAUGAUUAUCAUUGUGACUGUGCUGUUCUGCCUCUGCUGGCUCCCUCACCAUGUGCUCAUUUUGUGUUUCCACUAUGGCCACUUCCCCUUCAAUCAGGCCACCUAUGCCCUCAGGCUCCUGUCCCACUGCAUGGCCUAUACCAACUCCUGCCUCAACCCCAUCGUCUACGCCCUGGUUUCCAAGCACUUCCGGAAAGGCUUCAAGAAGGUGUUCAGCUGCUUGCUGAGCAAGAAGGGCAAGAACAAGGUGCACGUGGUUCACGUAGUGAAUGUGGUUAGCGGCUCCACAGAGGUUACACACCUGAACGGUGAAAAUGAGAGACAGCAUGGCUGUGAGCUGAGGGAUAGGCAACAUUCUAAACCUCAGGGUACAGCAAUGACCAUCACAAUGCCGUACCAGCGGACAUCUUGA